This is a messenger RNA of Scheffersomyces coipomensis, 2169 nucleotides long. RefSeq lists its product as uncharacterized. Bases 1 to 2169 code for a protein of 722 amino acids. Gene Ontology annotation, molecular function: protein kinase activity. The transcript has a single exon. NCBI's taxonomy places the organism in Eukaryota, Fungi, Ascomycota, Pichiomycetes, Serinales, Debaryomycetaceae. Gene Ontology annotation, biological process: protein phosphorylation. The record is from RefSeq and is a predicted model, not a curated record.
AUGUUAACUGAAUUGAUCAACUUAAUAUAUGCCAAGGACUUUAUUGAGAAAUUGUUUGCUGGGUAUAGUUUCGAUAUUUCACAACAAACUAAUGUGGUUAAGAAUUAUUAUGCAUCUGUCGAAUUGAUAUUGUUUCUUAUAAAUCAAGAUACUUUUGAAGUAAGAAAAUGUAUAGAUCAAAUCAAUAAUAUUUUGGAUCCUCUUAAUAUCAUUAACGAUCGAACCAAGGUCGUCCUCAUCUUGAAUAGGUUUGUCAGAUUUGAUGUCUUUGAACCACUUGAUUUCAAUGCAAGAGAGCUAAAUAUAACAAUUCGAAACUUUUUGAACUAUGUCGAAUUAAAAAAUAUAAAAUAUGAAAACAACCAUAUGAAAACAAUAACAGCUGCCUUCUAUGUCAUGAUUAAUUUUUCUCUCAGUCCACAGAAUCUACUGAUGGAAACGCAUCAAUUGCAACAUUCAAACGUUACCGCUUGUGAUCAUAACAAUACGAAUUGCUUUCCAAACAACAGCAUUUUACAGUUAAAUUGGGUUUCAGACAGUAAUAUUUCAAAAUUAAAUAAGUAUGAUUUAGGACGAGAUCACAUCUAUCAUCAUUUUGGACUUUUUCAGCCUGUGAUAUACGAAAUGGAACAACCUUCUUUUUCAAUAGUAUUCAACAAGGAAAAGUACGACCUUCUAGAUUACGAAUUCAAAGAAGAUUUGGUAAUAAAUGAAAUUUUUGCUUAUCCAACUGUUAAUAAAAAUAUUUUGAGAAGAAUUUCUAAAUACUUACUGCAAUUGUUUACUUGCAAACUUGAACGAAUUCCUAAUGAAUUUCAGUUUGAAUAUGAUACAAAUGAAUAUAAUAUGAGAUUAGAUAGGAUUAUAUCUUCAUCUGAUAAGAAAUCUAUCCCAAUAAGACAUUACAACGGAUUAACGUUAGCAUAUAAAAUAUUCACAGAAUUAAAAUCAAACAAUUUCCUGGUCGAAGUUAAAAGGUUACCCUUCAUAUAUCAAUUUACACAAGUGUUUAUUGAAACCAUUGCAUGUAAUAGUCUUUGUGGAUUUCUAACUGAUGGUAAAAUGGUCUUAUACAUAAAAAUUAACCCUGAUCUUAAUUGUAUGGGAAAAUGUUCUAACUAUUGGGAAAAUAGAAUGGUUCCUUGUCAGAUAUUUGAAGUCCAACUGAAUAAAGACUUUAUUAAUUGUGUUAUAGAUGCUGCAAUUGAUUCAAGAGAUGCAACAUUUCAAACAAAAAUUUUAGAACUACGUUCUGCUCCAUCAAUUCUUGAAUAUUAUUAUUGUCUUUUACAACAGUUUCUAUUAAGCCUUACAGAAAAACUUUUCAAAUCAAAAUUUAAUAGAAUAUCUAUUAGGACAAAUAGGGAUGAUGAAAUAUCUACAUUUGUGAAAUUGUAUUUCAACAGAAAACUUCGUAUAAAUAUCAAUGAGGUUGUUCCUAUAAGAUAUUUCAACCUUAUUAAGAGAAUCAGGCUUUAUUAUGGUAAUAAAUUUAUUGUACAAACUUUACAAAAUGCUCUUAAACCAUUCAAAAUAUUAGAAGCAUUUGGACAAAAUGCAUCAUUUAGACAUAGCAGUGUUGUUUUGAAAUUAGCUUCGAAUGAUGGGCGUCAAUAUAUUCUUAAGAUUUAUGAUCCUAUAUUCAGUGAGAGUAUGAUUAAAUACAAUUUCAGUUUUAAUAUAUCUGUACAAGAUAGUAUGGCGUCAUUCAUAAGUGAAUGUUGUGCUUAUUAUAUCUUGAGAAAGCAAAGUUUUGUACCUAAAGUAUUCAAAGUUGGUCUUUUAACCAGUGAAACGAAUUCAGUAAUGAAACAAUUCGACAUUGAUAAUAUGAAUUUGAAAGGAUUUUAUAUUCUCAUGGAAUAUAUUGAUGCUCAACACAUCACUCAAGAAUCAUAUAACAAAAUGGAUAUCUGGCAAAAAUUAAAAGUAAUGCAUAACCUAGGAAUUAGCCAUGGUGAUAUGUGUUGUAACAAUAUUUUAGUAAAAGAUAAGGGGAAGAAUAACUUGCUUUUAAAGCAUCCUAAAUUUUAUUUUAUUGAUUUUGCUAAAUGCAAAAUAUCCAACGCUAAACGGAAUAUGAAAGUUUCGUCUCGAACAGAAGACUAUGAGUUAAGUGUUAAAACGGAUUUGGAGAUCCUUAAUCAAAUAGGGUUCGUAUCGUUUUAG